Molecule: messenger RNA, 1374 nt
Organism: Durio zibethinus
Lineage: Eukaryota; Viridiplantae; Streptophyta; Magnoliopsida; Malvales; Malvaceae
Source: RefSeq, a predicted model, not a curated record
AUGCCACCGAGGUGGGAUCCAUUACGCGCUAUCAACGCUCCAUCAUUUGGGAAAAAGAAAGAUCCAGCAAACGAUGACUCGGAAGAUGAUGAUGAUUUGGAGCUUGGGUCCGUGGAAGGUUUUAUCUACGAGGUCCCCAAGAACAUUCGUCAAGGAAAUGAAAAAGCCUAUACUCCUCAAUUAAUUUCAAUAGGCCCUCUUCAUUACAGAAAAAAAAUUUUGGCUAAAAUGGCAAAGUAUAAAUUGAGCUAUCAAAAGAAAUUUUGUGAAAGGACUUCGACUAAGACAUUGGAAGAUUUUUGGCGCUUCGUUGAGCACAAGGAAAAAGCAAUUCUCAACUGUUAUGAAGCAUCAUCCAUCAUAGACGAUGACAUUGUAGUGAUGAUAUUUUAUGAUGCACUCUUUAUCGUCGAGCUCUUAUUGAGGAACUAUGAGAAGGAAAAUGCACAAGAGUUGGGAAUUAAAGACUUCUUAUUAAAAGGAACGUGGUCAGCUGGUCUUCGGAGGGACUUGCUCUUACUUGAAAAUCAGAUCCCUUUCUUUGUGCUUGAAGAACUAUAUAAGUUAUACUGUAACUUCCCUCGUGAAGACAAAUUUGAUUCUUGUGCUGCCCCUGCCUCUGCUUUUCCCUUUCUUUAUCAUGCUUGCCUCUACUUUGAUAUUCCAUGGGAUAAAAGGUUCGAGGAUGCAGAAAUCCUACACUUCACCGGUUUGUUGAGAUGCCAUCUGGUUAAAAACUGCGCCUCAAAUUCAGAUCCAUCCAUGGCCCAAAAAAGAAAAACUGAAUCAGUGUAUAGUGCGACAAUGUUGCAUGACGCUGGUGUUGAGCUUAAACCAGUAGAUGAUCAAAGUGCAAGCUGGCUCGAUAUAAAAUUUGAAGGGAAAGAGCUUAAAAUCCCCAAAUUGAAUGUGCACUCGAACACGGAAGCUUACAUUCGCAACGUGAUGGCCUUGGAGAUGUGCCACUAUCCAGGUGAAACCUAUGUUUGUGCUUACAUAGAACUAAUGAAUUAUCUCAUUAGAUCUGACAAAGAUGUAGAUUUGUUAAUGGAAAAGGGGGUUUUAAGCAAAGACGGUAAAAACGAGGGAAUUAUCGUUAGCAGAAUAAAUCCCAGUAAAGCAUUGGCAAGUAUGAUUAAGAAACUUAUGCAGGGAGUAGGCGAGCCUGCUGCUUGCUACCGGGAAACAGGGAGUCGAUUAAACAAAUAUUACAAAAAUGCUCGGAAGCACGUAAUAGCAACAUUCUGCAAGGAGAAUCUAGCAAUUCUGAAGCGUGUGUAUUUCACCAAUCUUUGGCGAGGAACUGGAACUGUCGCUGCUUUUAUGGUGGUUGUGCUCACUCUCAUUCAAACCGUGUUGGCAUUUCUUAAAUGA